AUGUUUGACAUCCUUCAAAGAGCCAGCCGAAACGGCAGCGAUGAAGAGCUGAAAGCAGACACUCGACAGCAUCGUGGUGGUAUAGGAAGACGCAAAGAGACUGUGAAUCCGCGCACAUGGGCCACAGUCUGGUGGCUUGCUGUUGGCGGCAUGCUGGAGAUCAGAAUGGACAGACACUCUGUCCACCGACGACUGGCGUUGCUACUGGGCUUCGUUCUCGUAAUGACAGCCAUACUUGGCUGGUACACCGUCGCUCGCGCAAGAUCUGGGGUUGAAAACUUGCCUGUCGACAAGACCAAAGCAGUUGAGAAAGGAGCGGAUCGAAGUAAAGAGGAUUUGUUAAUCAUGCUCCGUCCGGACGAUCACAUUCACCGUCCGGCUCGUGUAGUCCAGCUGGGUUGGGAGAUUACCAAGGGCAUGCGCCGACCCGACGGGGUACUGAAGACUGUCUACCUUAUCAAUGGCCUUUUCCCUGGUCCCACCAUCGAAGCACGCUCUGGUGAUACGGUGAUCAUUACCGUGCGAAACGAAAUUGAUGGUGGAGAAGGACUCUCCCUGCACUGGCAUGGUCUGCGGAUCGCCAACGCGAUGGACGGUGUCGAUGGUGUAACGCAACAGCCGAUAGAACCUGGAGAUGCCUUCACAUAUCAGCUAGACAUUCCGCAAGAUCAGUCUGGCACUUUUUGGUACCAUUCUCAUGCCGAGACGCAACGUGCGGAUGGACUUUAUGGUGCAUUUGUUAUUCAUGCGCCUGUCAAGACGCGGGAGGCCGGUAUUGCCGGUAGUUCCUCGACCUACGACACAGACGACGUUCUGAUGGUCGGAGACUGGUACCAUCGCUCCUCAAUGGAUGUGCUGGACUACUAUCGUGAUUGGAAAAACUUCAAGAUCGAACCUGUUCCAGAUUCACUAUUGCUGAACGGACGAGGUAGUUUCGAGUGCACUCGGGCUGUUCCUGCGUGGCCAGUGGAAUGCCAAAAGGCCAUCUUGCCUGAGCUCAGGUUCUCAGGACAGCGUACUCGUCUGCGCAUCAUCAACACCGGAGCAUCUACGGGCUUCUCAAUAGCAUUCGCUGGUCAUAGUGCGUCACUACUUACUGUAGACGGCGGCAAUCUUGUCGCCCAUUCGGCACAAGGCUCUGGUUUCGGCAUACUGUAUCCCGGAGAGCGAGUAGACCUGAUCGUACAGAGGAUGGAGAGCGAGGAAAGUCAUAUUACGAUUGCUCUGGACCGUGAGACCAUGCGCUUUCCCAAUCUUGCCCUGUUAGCCACCCAGCAGUUUCCGAUUGCCACUGAAUCGAGUUCUGUUGCACGACUAGGCCAUGAGAAUAAGACCGCUUCCAUCGUCGACCUGUCAAGAGUGUCUGGCGUGGAGACUGCGAUACCGAACAAGGCAAGUGCGACUGUACUGCUAUACACCACGAUCAGCUAUCUAGCGGAAUUCUCGAAUAGGCCGAAAGGUUUCAUUAACCGGACAUCCUGGGACACGGCGGAUCUUUCAGCAACGCUUCUCGAAAUGCAAGAAACCUCCUGGCCACUGGAAACUGCAAAGUCGGUACAACAUAUAGCCUCUAAUGGAAUGUGGGUCGACGUCGUUCUGAACAAUAUGGAUGACAAAGGCCACCCUUUCCACCUCCAUGGCCACGACUUCUAUGUCCUGAGUAGGCACUAUCCAUCUCGUCGAGGUGUGUACGAGUCCUAUAAUCCGUUCGAUUCCACCUACGACCAGCCGGGCGAAGGCCCGAACGUUCUCAAUCCUGUCAAAAGAGAUACGAUCCAUGUCCCCAGCAGGGGCUACGUUAUCCUGAGAUUCAAGGCCGACAACGCCGGAUUGUGGAUGUUCCAUUGCCAUGUCUUGUGGCAUCAAGCUGUUGGCAUGGCCAUGGCUUUUAAGAUUCCACCGGCAGGAUGCUGA
Recurvomyces mirabilis is the source of this 1914-nucleotide messenger RNA. RefSeq lists its product as uncharacterized. Lineage: Eukaryota; Fungi; Ascomycota; Dothideomycetes; Mycosphaerellales; Teratosphaeriaceae. The transcript has 2 exons. The coding region runs from base 1 to 1914 and encodes 637 amino acids. Gene Ontology annotation, molecular function: copper ion binding; oxidoreductase activity. The record is from RefSeq and is a predicted model, not a curated record.